Messenger RNA from Rangifer tarandus platyrhynchus (Svalbard reindeer), 2358 nucleotides. The record is from the annotation of a GenBank genome assembly. NCBI's taxonomy places the organism in Eukaryota, Metazoa, Chordata, Mammalia, Artiodactyla, Cervidae.
AUGGAGAGCAGUGGGCCCUGGGUACCUGGCCCCGGGCUCUCCCUGUUGCUUUUGCUGCUCCCUCCACUGCUGAGCGCCGGGAGCUUCCAGCACGAUGUCCUGAACUGGAGAAGUUUCCGCCACCUUGACUUUGGCUGGAAAACCAUUCACCGCUACCUCAGCCCAGACUGGGGAAGCCUCCACAGGAGCAUCAGGAGCAAGGCGAGCAAGUUGCAUGACUGUGAUGGUGCCUUUGACCUCUAUUUAGUCUUGGAUGCGUCGAACAGUGAAGGCAACACUUGGAAUGAAGUUUGUGAUUUAACAGAAAGGUUGCUGAAGAGGUUUACAAACCCUAAACUGAGGAUUUCCCUCAUCACCUACUCCUCAGUCAGCUAUGUCCUUCUGCCACUCACCUCUGACAGAAAUGAACUAAAAAAAGGUCUUCAAAGACUUCGGGAGAUAAGGCCCUCAGGAACCAGAAGACUGCAGGAUGGAUUGAGAAAGGCAGGUGAUGAGAUUGCGAAAGUUUACACUGCUAACAAGAAAGCUGCCAGCAUGGUUUAUGCUUUGACUGCUGGACCAUUGGACCAGUGGACAGUAUGGGCUUCUCAGCGAGAAGCCAGCAGGUUUAAGAAUUUUAAGACCAAAUUUUACGCCAUAGGUAUGAAAAACUCUCAGAGAAACCAGUUGAUUCAAAUUGUGGGUGGAAAGACCCAGGCAUAUGAGGUACCCAAACCCAAUGACAUGGAAGGCUUUAUUAUAUCGCUCGUGGGAAAUUCCUGUAAGCAAGUUAUGGGUGGGGACAGCUACUAUGCCUGUGUAGGAGAAUCCUACCAUCUCGGAUUUUAUGCAUCUGGACUGAGUCCAGACAGAAUGAGUGAAUAUACUUGCAGAUAUAAAUUGGACAAAAACAAAGUCUACACUAAACCACCUGACUCAGUGACUGCAGAAAAAUUAGUGUGCCUAGGACAUGUUUUUCUUAAGGCUGGACAGGUGGUCGUCGUUGAUUACUCUCUGGACAGGGAAAAUACCUGGAGUGAGCGAAGCCUGAAAAUUACCAGCAGGGACUGUUAUGAGCCUACAGAGCCCACAACUAUCCCAACAACUACCACAACGACCACAAAGCCUACCACAACGAGGAGGACAACGAGGAGGACAACCACAACCACAGUGCCUACAACAAGGAGGACAACGACAACAACGAGGAGGACGACGACGACAACGACGACAACGACAACAACGAGGAGAACAACGACGACGACGACGACGACGACGACAACCACGACGACAACAACAACAACCACCACUACGACAACCACGACAACGACAACCACAACGACAACGACAACAACGAGGAGGACAACGACGACGACGACGACGACGACAACCACGACGACAACAACAACCACCACCACUACGACAACGACAACCACAACGACAACGACAACAACGAGAAGGACAACGCCAACAACAACGACAACAACGACAACCACGACGACAACAACAACCACCACCACUACGACAACGACAACCACAACGACAACGACAACAAGGAGGACAACGCCAACAACAACAACAACAACAACCACCACCACCACAGUGCCUACAACUGUCACAACAAGGAGGACAACAACGACAACAAGGAAAACAACAACCACAACGAGGAGGACGACGACAACAACAACGAGGAGGACAACAACAACUACGACAACUACGACUACGACGACUACGACAACUACUACGAUGACGACUACUCCCACGACAACAACGACUACGACGACAACAACCACAGUGCCUACCACUGUCACUACAACGACAACCACCACAACCACAGAAAGUACAACUGUCCCAGAGACUACAGUGUCCACUGUUGUCACCCAGAGCCCGGUUCCUCUCUUGUACCCUACACUUGUCCCAUCCCUGGUCGUGAUCCCAUUGCUGCUUAUCUGUAUCUGCUGCUACAAGAGGGUUAUCAAGGAGCCACCAUCAGCCCAGAAUCCAAAAAAACCAUGCCCUGUACAGACCACAGUGAUUGUCUCCCGCUGUGAGUGCCAAGAAGACAGAAUAAGACAGAUGGAGGGAAAGCUGGAUGUUUUUUAUAACUUUCUUCAGCGCUGCAGUCUGGUGCCAUGGAUGUGGUGUCCACCCAGGGACAUGGGGAGGUGCAUCGACUUUGCCUUAAUGAAUCCUCAGUGCAUGCCAAUGCUCUAUGACUCAGAGAUCUGCCUUCAACCUAGUGAAGAGUGCCUCCCCCUCAAUAUCUGCUGCUCACGUUGUCAGCAUCCCCCACCGAUAUGCUCUCAGCCACCGUCCAGGACGUUACCGCUGAUCCCUCCCCCAGAGGUCUACAGAAGUACUACAUCUCUCCCGCCCCCAUAG